AUGGUGGCCCUGACACAAGACUGCAAUAUGAUAAUUCCUUCGAAGAUGCGGGACCCUAGAAGCUUUAUAAUACCUCGUUCAAUUGGCGGAAUUUACAUUGGACACGCUCUAUGCAAUCUUAGAGCUAGCAUAAAUCUGAUGCCCUUGUCAAUCUUUAAACGAUUGGAGAUUGGAAAACUUACUCCCACCGAUAUUAUCCUUCAGUUAGCGGAUCAAUCCCUCGUGCACCUGGAAGGGAGGUUGGAAGAUGUGUUAGUUAAGGUGGAUAAAUUUAUCCUCCCUCCAGAUUUCAUUAUACGUGAUUACAAGGCAGAUAAAGAUGUCCCUAUUAUCUUGGGGCAGCCAUUUCUCUCCACUGGAAGAGCUCAAAUCAAUGUACAUAAGGAAGAAAUCGCAGUGCAUGUCAAUGGCCAAAAGCUGAAGUUCAACAUUAUUAAGGCGAUGAAUUAUCCAGAUGAAGUAAGUUCAUCCAAUAUAGAUGAAGAGUGGUCUUGCAGCUUAAAUUGGGGAAUUGAUGAGGAAAUAGAAUCAAAGGAAGAAACCACCCCUUCAGUUGAAUCAUGUUAUGCGAUGACAGAAUUCCAGAACAAUAGCAAAUCAUUGAAUACAGAAGAGAGAGAAAGCACAAACAAAUCUUCACUUGAACAACCUUCAAUUUUGGAAUUGAAAGUGUUACCUGUCCAUUUGAAGUACACAUUCCUUAAGCAGAAUGAUACCUUACCCGUUAUUAUAUCGCCCACACUUUCCAGAGAAAAAGAAGCAACCCUUUUAGAGGUAUUAAAGAAGUAA
Messenger RNA from Benincasa hispida (wax gourd), 789 nucleotides. RefSeq lists its product as uncharacterized. The record is from RefSeq and is a predicted model, not a curated record. Lineage: Eukaryota; Viridiplantae; Streptophyta; Magnoliopsida; Cucurbitales; Cucurbitaceae.